AUGCUAUCAUCUUCUCGGCCCGGGCAGCUCAAUCAGAACCUGCGAGACCCAGUGCAGCCUCAAGACUACCAACAAAAUACCAGGCUACAACCCUCUGACGAUGUUAAUGAAGGUCGCGCCCGUCGCACAUCCCACAACAAAGUGGGUGAGCACGCAAGACGGGUAAUCAAACACAAAAAUAAGCAGAAAUACGACGAUGACCCAGAUCGGGAUUACAUAAAGAAAGGUCUCGAUCAGCUUGAUUACCAGGAUCUUAAUGACGAUGACUUGAAUUACUCGCAACCACAGAGUAACGAAGAGGUGGAAUCACUCGACCAGCUAAAGGCUGAUACUGAGGAACGAUUAGAGUGGCAGUCUAUGCUGGCUUCCGUUAUCCAAGGCGAGGUUCUUAAGUCGGAGAAGUCACGCAUGAUUGGUAACCUCACAAAAAACGAGAAUGAGAAUAAAGCCAACUACCAGUACCAGCUUUGGCUUGGUAUACGCGCUAAACUCAAAGGCAAAUCCGUCGACGAUGAGCUCACAAAUUUGGAGGAAUGUCGUGAGGCUGUUGACGACAUUCUGUAUCAGGUUGUCUCAUUCAAAGCUGCUGCAAUCGAUGACGAUCAAUCGAAAGAAGAAAAACAGAAAAACAAUAGCGAAUCUUACAUUACCCCUUCUAUCAUCCCACACAGCCUUCUCACCCCUACAACAAAAUCUGCAAUCACUCAAAUCGAAAAUCUCCUCAAUCAGAUCGAUUUCGUUGAAUCUCUCUACCCCAACACUAAAACCUUAGAAGAGGCAAAACCCUCUUAUGCUUCAAAAGACUUUAAAGACAAACUAAACGCCCUCUGCUCUUACGUGACUGUCGUCAAGACGCUCCGUGCUACUAUACAAACCCUGCGCGAUUGGACUGGCUCAAUGAACCUCGACGUCACCCACACAACUGAAGGUGAUACUCCUCUCUCAAUGCCUCCCUUGAUUUCCAACACCUCUCAAGAGAGUGUCGAAAGAUCCAUACGUACCGAAGACUCAUUUAAGCAGAACGUAGAAAAAAGGCGCAGACAAACCGAGCCUAUGACUUUUAUCGAGAAGCUCCUAAAGGAGGAGUCUUUCGACACGCUAUUCGAAAGACGCACCAUCAUCUCCCUCACUAUUGUCCUUGAUAGGGCAAAAGAGCUGCAUAUUAACUGGCGACACAUCUUUGAAGGAUUCAAUUUGCCUGCCUUUGAUAACGAGCUGGUUAUUCUCACUCGCUUCCCCUCCAAGCUCAUGCAGGAAGCUCUCAAAGUGCGCCUCGAGUACUCUGCUAAAGUCAGUGAUCCGACGGGGUUAGUCAUUGACCAACUCCUUGAUGAUUUUAGAUCUGCUCUUUCACAGGCGGUUUACAUCAAACGCAAAUACAACGAGUAUAACACACGCAUUGUCGAUGAAUCCAAUGGCAUGGUUAGGUGGGAGUUACCUAGUGAAGAAUUUUCCCAAUACGACUCGGUCCUACUCAAGACUGUCCAGCAAUUCUUCAAACUCAUACUCACUAAACUCAAGAGUGGAAGCAAGGCGCUCUACUUCAAAGAAACGGAUAUUCUUGAAGACCAGUGGAAUUUCCUGUUAGAUAUUGUGGAAAACAUCGAAGGCGCAGACAUUGUGGUUGCUGAAAAAUUCUGCUCUCUCACCAACCGUCUGAUGAAGCGUAUUGCAAAUUACUUUGAGACCCAGCUCAAGUCUAUCGAUGUCACUACGAUGGAGCACAAUGAGACUCUAUUCUGGUACAGCACAAUACUGGAAAAUGUUAGAUUGAGAUAUAGAAAGCUGCACAGAUUUAGCAAACGACUAGCACUGCGUUUUGACAACUCAGCAGAAUACAAUCUCGAAGAUUUUGACCUAAAUGUCUUUGUCGAGACGCUCGUAUCUACGAACCACUUUCUCGUCUACUCUGAAUACCUAGCCAGCAAGAGUAUCUACGUUAUCGCCGACAGCCAGCUUGCCGAUCGAUCUGACCUGAUCUUCAAUCUUCUUACGCGCGCCUUCCUCUACCAGGACAAACAAGCACAGGCGGAUAUAUUCAACGAACCCGAGGCGCGCUACUUGCUAAUAAUAUCACCGCGCAGCCCUUUCUUCUGGAAUGGACCAAUCAUGGAGAUAGAUUUGGGUAUUGUAGAUGUUGAGCUCCGCGAUAGUCGUAUCAGACUAAUAGCCGACGGGCCAACGAACCAUCUGCGUAGAGCCAAGGAGAAAUUUGUAUCUAUUUGGAUGGGCGGAAGUGAGGAGGAUGUCAACAACGACAUCAUCACUCAGCCUCCUCCAUCCUUCCCAUUCAAGGUGAUGGCGCAGGAGCAAGUUGGCUUGCCAAAGGUAGACAGGGAGCUGCGCAAGAUAUCACUUGCAGCGUACAGGCUCACUCUGGCUAUAGGCACGUCACCGAUACUUCUACGCAAGAAGCUCUACGGUAUUCCCAACAGACAAGAGACGCUGUCGAAUUGGUACUCAUUCGCAGCCGAGCACGGCCAACAUGCCCUCAAGUACAUGGAAUCACCCGCAUCUGAGAAUUUCAACAAGGUUCUUAUGAAACUCGCUAUUGACUGGCUCGCAUUCAUUUGCGAGGAUUGUAUACCGACUGACCGCAAGACAUUCAGGUGGGCGGUUAAUGCACUCGAGACGUCGAUGUCUAUUUCGCAAAAUGGCAACAUACUCGAACUGAAGUCGGUUGAUUUUGAAAACCUCCGCGAGAAAGUGGCAAUGUGCAUGACGCUUCUUGUUUCCCAUUUCGAUAUUAUGGGCGCACGUUCUUCCUACGAGGCUAAGAAGGAGAGAGAGGCCAAAGACGAAGCUAGGCGGAUGCGCAUGCUCUCUUCGCUCAAUUUCGAUGAGAAAAACGGUCGUUAUGGUCAGUUCCUCAGCGACGCAGGCUGGUAUAAAUCUUUCGACGGAACUACAAAUUCAGUGAGGUACUUCAUGGAGGAGUCCAUGCGCGGUAUCUAUGCGAUUGAGAAUAAGAGACGCAUUCUUGAAAAAGAUCAGCGUCUAGUCGGUCGCGUACUCGACACUGAGAAGCUCGGUGAUAGAUCGCUCGUCUUGCUCGCCAACGCCGCCUCAAAUAUCUCUAUCCGCUGGCAGCAAGGUAAGCUCAUCGGCGCUGGUACAUUCGGCAGUGUCUACUUAGCCGUUAACCUCGACAAUGGCGGUAUCAUGGCUGUCAAAGAGAUACGCUUCAUCGACGUCAAUGAUCCUGGUGUCCUCUAUAAGCAGAUCCACGACGAGAUGAAAGUGAUGGAGAUGCUCUCACAUCCUAACAUAGUAGAGUAUUAUGGUAUAGAAGUGCAUAAAGAGAAGGUAUACAUAUUCGAAGAAUUCUGCCAGGGCGGAUCGUUAGCUGGAUUGCUUGAGCAUGGCAGAGUGGAAGAUGAGAGUGUUGUGCGAGUAUACGCGUACCAGAUACUUGAAGGACUGCAAUACCUCCACUCAAACAGUGUCGUCCAUCGUGAUAUCAAGCCUGAUAACAUACUGCUCAACGACAUAGGUAUUCUCAAAAUGGUUGACUUCGGUGCAGCUAAGGUAUUGCAGAGGAACAAGACGAUCGCAAAAACUCGUAUGAAUGGCGGCAACAAGGAGGGUCCAGGCGGAUCACUUGCCGGUACUCCUAUGUACAUGUCUCCAGAAGUCAUCAAAGGUGAAGGUGAUAAGGCGGGAGUGUUUGGUGCGAUGGAUGUGUGGUCAUUCGGGUGUGUGUUGCUCGAAUUAUGUACUGGACGUAAGCCAUGGCAUGGUCUCGAUAACGAGUGGGCUAUUAUGUUCCAUAUCGGUGUCUCUGGCCAACCACCUCAACUGCCUUCUACGAAUGAACUUAGCGAACUUGGUAUAGACUUCAUCAAGCAGUGCCUCAUCAUUGAUCCGAAGAAGCGUCCUACUGUGGAUGAACUACUCGAUCACCCUUGGAUUGAGAAGUUCAGAGAGGAAAUUGAGUUGGAGUAUGAGGAUGAGAUUGUACACCGCUCUUCGCACAAGGGGGAUAAUGACAAGGGCAAUAAUUCUGAUGCAAUGGCAUCUGUAGGAAAUUCAAUUGACGGUUCACACGCCCUCGGCACUCCCUCAUUCGAGUGA
Molecule: messenger RNA, 4074 nt
Organism: Wallemia ichthyophaga EXF-994
Lineage: Eukaryota; Fungi; Basidiomycota; Wallemiomycetes; Wallemiales; Wallemiaceae
Product: MAP kinase kinase kinase wis4
Exons: 4
Coding region: 1-4074 (1357 amino acids)
Biological process (GO): protein phosphorylation; MAPK cascade
Molecular function (GO): ATP binding; protein kinase activity
Source: RefSeq, a predicted model, not a curated record